CUUAUUAUUUGAUGUGCUGCUCAUUGGACUGGUAUAGGAGAUGGUGACACUAUCCCUCCUCUUCCAAUAGUAUGAGAGGGAGAUGAAAGAACUGGUUCGGCUACUGACACAUUCUGUGAUUGAUAGGUUGAAAACUCAGUGAAUUUAAGUGAAUUAAAUUUAAGCAACUUAAAAAAAUUUGUAAAAAAUUUAGCUGUAUAUAUAAAAAAUAUCUGUAUGUAUGAGACAUACUGCCCACUGUGCCCAGCCUCUACACGUGGUACUGCAUGGUGAUUACAAGCUCACGUGGGCGUUGGUCUUGACACUAACCUGCAGCUAGCAGACACCAACACUCUCUGAAUCAAAGGACCUCUGUAAGACUAGGAAAUGCCGAGGUCCUGAAAACAUCGUACAAGAAAGUUGAAAGCCAGAGAGAAGCUGUAUGAAGUUGAAAAGAUUAUUGAAAUGAAGAUAGAGGUGGGAAAGAAAUUUUAUUUCUUAAAAUGGAAGGACUACUCGCCUACCUACAAUACUUGGGAGCCUGAGGAAAACGUAAUAUGCCCACAAGAAACAUUAGAUAAUGUCGAAAAGGAAUACUUUAAAAAAAGAAAAGCACCUCCAGAGCCACCUUUAAAGAAAUCAAAGACUCAUACGACUGCUAAUACGGAGCAUGAUGAUUCAGGUACUCUCGGCUCCACUCAUUCCCUCUCUUCCAAUAAUGGGGAGGACGAAGAAUUAGAUGCAACCGUACAGAUUGAAGAACCAGGUCCAGAAGCUGAAGAAAUAUUAGAAAUAUUAGAAGUGGAGGAGCUUCCCAACCUCCUAAAAUACAUGUACCUGUGGGUUAGGGGAACCCAGGAGAACUUGAUAUGCCCACCAGACAUAUUAAAAAGGGUUGAGAAGGAAUACUCUAAGAAACGAAAAGCUCCUCCAGUGAAUUCAUCUCCAGUUGUGAGCCAGUCACCUUUAAACAAAUUGAAGACCAAUACGACUCCUACCAGUAAUCUGUCAAAGAUACCUCCAAACUCAGUUUAUGCUGAGCUGCUAGUAACUCGUCAAACCGGUUUAAAAUACGAGUUAGUCAGUGUGAACUAUGAAGGUGAAGUGGUUUAUUCAACAUGCCAGUCAGUACAUUCCAGAACCUGAUGGUCCUAUCAGCUGUACCACCACCUGAGGCUAAUAGUUCAUG
Messenger RNA from Amphimedon queenslandica, 1168 nucleotides. RefSeq names its product chromobox protein homolog 2-like. Lineage: Eukaryota; Metazoa; Porifera; Demospongiae; Haplosclerida; Niphatidae. The transcript has a single exon. The record is from RefSeq and is a predicted model, not a curated record. The coding region runs from base 445 to 1125 and encodes 226 amino acids.